AUGAACUUUCCUCAGUCCCAAACCGAUAUCGAGUAUAUGUACACCCUUGGUACCUUGAUCCUCGUUGCUGGAGUACCUCCUCAGCAAUUCGCGGACUACCUUGUUGGGUUCAACCCGCAAGUUAUCAGUGUAUCCACCUUUCUCCUGGGCCCCUUCCCCACAGAGAUAAACCCUACCACUGUUAUCAUCCUUCUGGGGCCAGCGCUCGACUUAAUCUCCUCUUCGCUCCUAUCCAACCUUUCCCAAUUUUUACCCCAUUUUACAUCCCUUAUCAACAUCGAGAUCAGGAUCCACGACUCCGUUUGGUCACGUCGUCUGGUGGACAAGCUUCCGAUCUUUCCACCGAGCGUAAAAAACGCUAAAAUGCUUGUCUCAAACCUUCUCCCAAAUGGACCAGAGCUUGUUCGUAUUGUAUACAAUGCAAACGCCACUCCCUUCGCUACAACCUUCGCUGCUGCAUUUUACGGAAUGCACCUUGCCAUGAAAGGACAUCGAGCAUCAGAUCUAUCUUUUAUGCUCGCACUUCAUGAAGCUUUGGCAGCCGUCGAUCUUCAGGAGAACUGCGUUGUUGAAAUAGAGAUAUCCCAUGGACGAUCGAUGUUCUCGAGAGUGUCAGGCAGAUUGAGAGAUGUAUGCAAGGUCGUAGAAUGUGUUAUGGACACUGCCGCCACCCCAGAACUCGCAAGUAGACUGUACGCAGUGAAGUCGCUCGUCGUGGAUGUGCCGAUGCUUCAUCAUCGGGAUGAAUUUGGGCACUUUGUACACGCCGUGCACUCGAAGGCGCCGCGUCUGCAAAUACUGGAGGUCAACUUUCGCACGGUCAACUCUAUCGAAACGCAUGAGUGGAUGGGCAGUGUCCGAAUGCUAGACAGUCUCCGUGAACUAAUCCGCAUCGUCAUUGCCCAUCCUCAUCCAUUGGACCUGACCGAUGCCGAUGUGGCCCGCCUUCUCAGGUCUUGGCGAAAAGUUGAGCACGUUUCGCUCAACCCAAAGGCCUCAGGAGCCUUGAUAACCCAUCGCCAAGUCUUACUUACCAUAAACGCUCUCAGAAUUGCUGCCUUUCAGGCCCCGACUUCGUUGCGACAUUUGAGUCUUUUCUUGAAUGCAGAUGAAGAUUCUGUGCACGGGUUCAGUGGCCUUCAACCUCGAUACGACGUCGAGAAGAUUGAGCUUCGCCUCGCCACCCCUAGCACUCACCGUGCUCGUGUCGCAAUUAGGGUGGCGGAAACAUUGUUCCCGAAUGCUAAUAUCAAGGAGGUCUAG
Messenger RNA from Lentinula edodes (shiitake mushroom), 1263 nucleotides. RefSeq lists its product as uncharacterized. The record is from RefSeq and is a predicted model, not a curated record. Lineage: Eukaryota; Fungi; Basidiomycota; Agaricomycetes; Agaricales; Omphalotaceae. The transcript has a single exon. The coding region runs from base 1 to 1263 and encodes 420 amino acids.